Kwoniella shivajii is the source of this 861-nucleotide messenger RNA. RefSeq lists its product as uncharacterized. The record is from RefSeq and is a predicted model, not a curated record. Lineage: Eukaryota; Fungi; Basidiomycota; Tremellomycetes; Tremellales; Cryptococcaceae. Gene Ontology annotation, molecular function: protein binding. The transcript is spliced from 6 exons. Gene Ontology annotation, cellular component: EMC complex. Bases 1 to 861 code for a protein of 286 amino acids. Gene Ontology annotation, biological process: protein folding in endoplasmic reticulum.
AUGUCAUCUGAACUUGAGAUAUUAGCUAGAUGGCGUACGAUAGGAUCUAGACAUUCUGAAGAUGUUAUUGAAUUGGGUAAAAGGGUGUUGAGAGGUAAUGUGGGUGAUCAAGAAUGGUCAAUACGAGAACAAUUAGCUAUUGCAGCUUUAGACAUGGGACAAAAUGAAUUGGCCAAAGAACAAAUAACAAUAUUACACCGUAAAUUCCCUUCUUCACCAAGAGUAAGGAUACUCGAUGGACUGUUACUUGAAUCUCGGGGCGAAGUUGAGCAGGCCAAAUCUACCUAUGAGGGAUUAUUGAGAGUUGAUGAAACUGAUGUUUCCGCCCAUCAACGUAUAAUCUCACUCAAUCUAUCCUCCUCCUCUCCCUCAUCGGCAAUACCACCAUUGUUGAAAUACCUAGAUACAUUCUAUUCAGAUCCAUCGGGAUGGUCAAUCCUUUCUGAACUAUAUUGUGAAUUAGCCAUGUACGUCCAAGCGUUGGAUGCUAUAGGUCAUUUGUUGGUCAUCCAACCUUGGGACGAGAGUGCUGUGAGAAAAGCUGGAGAGGUGGCUUAUACCCUCGGCGAUUACCAACUAUCUCUCAAACACUUCCUCAGAGCAGCAGAGAUGGAAGGUGACAAAGAGACGAACCCUAAACCUACGCGAACGAGGACAUGGUGGGGUAUCAAACUGGCCACAUCACGUCUUCUCGAAUCAAAUUCGAAUAGUAUCGAAAGUUCAGUCCCGCAAGAGUUUAGAUCAUCUCAAAAACAACUUUUACUCUUAGAUCAAUUAGCUACCGAAAGGAUAUUAUCUGUAGGAGGGAAAGGAUCGGAUUUGAAGAGAAAGGUAUUAGGUGAAAGUUCAGUUGUACGAUAA